Messenger RNA from Numida meleagris (helmeted guineafowl), 4545 nucleotides. It is a transcript of the gene MTRF1, whose product is annotated as mitochondrial translation release factor 1. The transcript is spliced from 11 exons. Gene Ontology annotation, molecular function: translation release factor activity. The record is from RefSeq and is a predicted model, not a curated record. Gene Ontology annotation, biological process: translational termination. The coding region runs from base 1480 to 2847 and encodes 455 amino acids. NCBI's taxonomy places the organism in Eukaryota, Metazoa, Chordata, Aves, Galliformes, Numididae.
AAUGCAGUACUCCAGAUGGGGCCUCAUGAAGGCAGAAUAGAUGUGGACAAUCACCUCCCUCACCCUGCUGUCCAUCCUUCUUUUGAAAUCAAGUUGGCAGCUUAGAGUUCCCAGAUUUAAAUUUAAAAGCGCAUCCCAAGUGCCAUGGGCCAUUCCCUGAAGCCCGGGGACCUGCUGCUGUCACUCCCCCGCUCUGCCUGGUGGCUGAGGGCAGCAGCACCCUGCCCUGAGCACCAACCGUAAGCCAUGAGCCUCACCAGCUCCAUAGGCCAAAGCAAACCAUAAGGGAGGUGGAAGCACAGACAGCAAUAGGAUUUCCCAUCCUUUAUCCUCGAUUCUCAUAUUCCAUUUUAAAAAUCAUACUGGAAAUAGAAGGAAAGAGUGUUUCCUAUUCACCAUUAGUAUGAGACAUGAGGAAUAGGUCCCCUGAGUCCAGCCCAUGUCCAGUCUGCUGGCUGCUGGGGAGCGCUGCGAAGCUGUUAGCCUGUAUUCUCACACUUAAGUUAAAGAACUGGCCAGCAAGGGUAGUGAAAACCGAAUCACAAUUGCUUUUAAUCAGAGGGUUUAAUGUAAUAGCCAUUUCUGGCUGCAGUAGGAGCUGAUGUGACUUUUCUUGGCCUACCCUCUUCUUUUUCAAUCUGUUUUGUAAUUUUGAGUGCAUGGCCUGCCUGCCAUUUUCAUGUUCUUAGUAGCUUCUUGGUUGAUUGCCCGUAGAUUACCUUUUCAAGAUUUUUCAGUGUUAGAUUGGAGGCUCCUGGGAGAUUGCGGGGUGCUGUUUGCUGCAGCCUCUUUGUAAAUCUGAUGGGCUCCGGGAUGGCUCCUAGUUUCUGAGGCUGCCUUUUAGUCUGUUCCCUUUGCCUCCUGUCCCAGGGGGCUGAGCAGAGCCAGGAGCAGCCCUGAGAGCGAAACAAGAGGCUGCUUGUCAUUCGUGUGCUGGUGAAGUUUGGUACAAAUCUUCCCAUCAUCUCGUUUUCAGCCUUUUUGGUGUAUUUACCUCACCAAAGCUUGUUGAUGUUUUAUGUGCCAAAUACAGUGUUUUAUAUAGCCUACAUAUAGACUAUAGGGCUAUUCCCACUCGUUCUGCUUGUCAUUUUAGCCAAAGCAUUUGCUAAACUCAGUGUGUGUAAGUAUGCAGCUGUGAAGAAAAUGUUGAUAAUGCGGUUCUAGAUUUACUUGUAAGGCCUUUUUUUUAAAAAAAAAAAAAAACAACUAUUUUGGAGCUAGUAUUUCAUCAUUUGCUUGUAAAGCUGUUAAAGCCAUGCUUGCAAACCUGUGACCGCUGCUCCCUCACGCUGGCGGAGAGCCGUGUGCCCGAGGGACGGCCGAGGCUGCAGCACGCCGGGAGCCGCGUUUGUGAGGAGGCAUGCUGGGAGUGCGAGUCUUUCCCCUUUACUUCCCGUCUGCAAUGGCCUCUUGAUGUAAGGCAGGGCCCGUCCGGCGCUUCCAUUCGGGGAGGGUGGUGGAAGAAUAAGAAACAAUAUGAAACCUCCACGAAGUGUCUGGCUUUUCAAGAACCUGCUUUCCGGUUGCUACUGUUAUGGUCUGCUUCGCAAUUGCCCUCUUCCUUCUGUUGCAAAGAGGAUAAGUUGUGUGAUGAGACUGCACAGCUGUGGAUUUUGGAGGCCGGAAUCUUUGUUGGACACGGCUAGAUUCACUCUGUCAUUUCAUGGUCAGCUUAGGAAGAAGCAUCAGGACUCUCGAGCACUGUGGAAGCACGAGGCCGUGCAGAAGUAUCUGGAAACUCUAAGCAAGGAAUACCAGCAGGUUAAUAGUCUGCUGAAUGCUGAUUCAAAAAAUGAAUUUGAGCAAAGAACCCUGAGGAGAAGACGUGCCGAUCUAUCCCCAGUUGCGACUGCAUUUCAAGAAAUCAAAGAGGCUGAAAGUGAGCUCCAGGAACUAGAAACUAUGUGCAGAGAGCUAGACAGCAGAGAUGAGAAGCAACUUCUAGAGCUUGCCUUAGAAGAGAAGGAAACCCUUGAUAAAAAAAUCAGCGCGCUGUGCAGAAAGCUUUUCCAGCUUCUAGUGCCAAAGGAGAAGUAUGAUAAAAGUCACGUUAUAUUAGAAGUGACAGCUGGCAGAACAACUGGAGGUGACAUCUGCCAACAGUUCACUAAAGAAAUGUUUGAGAUGUACCAGAACUAUGCAGACUAUAAAUGCUGGACCUUUGACAUUCUGAACUACGUGCCGGCUGAGAUAGGUGGGUUGCAUCACGCAGCUGCUCAUAUUUCAGGAGAUGAUGUCUACAGGCAUCUGAAAUAUGAAGGAGGGACUCAUCGAGUCCAGCGAAUCCCUGAGACCGGACUGUCAUCGAGAAUGCAGCGCAUUCAUACGGGGACAAUGUCUGUUAUUGUGCUCCCUCAGCCAGAGGAGGUUGAUGUUAAAGUGGAUCCCAAAGAUCUGCGUAUAGAUACAUUCCGGGCCAAAGGAGCAGGAGGGCAACACGUCAACAAAACGGAUAGUGCUGUGAGAAUUGUACAUCUUCCCACAGGAGUGGUAGUUGAGUGCCAGCAGGAGCGAUCGCAGCAGAUGAACAAGGAAAUAGCUCUGCAGACGCUGAGGGCUAAGCUGUACCAGCAGAUCAUUGAAAAACAACUGAGUCGAGAGCAGAGCGCCAGGAAACUGCAGUUGGGAACAAGAGCCCAGUCAGAGAGAAUUCGUACUUACAACUUCACCCAGGACAGAGUCACUGACCACAGGAUCUCGUAUGAUGCACGCAAUAUCAAGGAAAUUCUGAGUGGGAAAGAAGAACUGGACAAGCUAAUAAACAGACUGCUGGAGUUUGCAGAGAUGGAGGCUGUCACGGAAUAUCUAGAAAACCUGCAGUCUGUAGGAGGAGGAGGCUGCUGAAGACCUCGUGUGGAGCUAAAGCAGAACUGGCAGGGCUUUUUGAAGCCAGUUCUUCUCGUCCGUAUUGUAGCUGGACAGAUACAGAAUCACGGUGAUGGAGAAGAAAUACUACAUACUGCACAUCUGGCUCUGGAGGUGGGAAAUGUUCCUGUCCAGGUGAAAGAACCUAAGCUCCCCUUACGUAGCUUAGAAUCUGACCGUAUCAUUUUUAUCCACCGAUCAACUGAGCUUCCUAAAUGGAGUCCUUUCAAAAAUCACUCCGUAUUAUGAUGCUUUAUUUUGUUACAGGGCAUAUGCAAAGUCAAAGCUGCUUUGACCAGGGGCACCUGUGCCCAUCAGUGCUCUGGCAGGCAGUCUUGGGUCAGCUGAAGGUGGGUGUGGACCACGUGCUGUGCUGGCUGAUUCUUUGUUAUAGAAUGAAAUGAAGAUGACAACAUUUUGGAAGGAGUUUGGCAAUGCUAACGGGCAGCUUCCUGCUUCUUGACAGAAAGUGAGUUCACACUGUAGGUGUAUUUUAGUAAAUAAGGUGUGUCUGGAAUUCAGCUUCUGCCUUGAUGUCUUUGGGAAUGUGUGCCUGGCUCUGAGGGCAAACCAGGCAUCUAUAGAGUGCUCAGCUUUAGCAGGACCUGCAUUCAUGUUUUCCCCUAAGCACGUGUUGUGCAGUGUGCUCACACGCACUGGUGCGUGGGCAGGCAGCAGGCAGAAGCAGAGAUACUCACUUCUUUAACAUCACCCAAAAUUACACAAGUGCAGUGCUGACCCAGGCUGACUGUUGGAGCAAUGUGUCCCCUUUUAUCCUGCUCCUCCCUAAGUGUGCUUUUCAAUGGCUCUGUGCUGUCUUUUGGAUGUGAAGAGUCCAUCCAUUGUUAUGACUUAAACUGUGCAUGAGGUGCUAGUUUUGCUAUUGUUUUAUUCUUUUUCAAGGUAAGACUCCUAAGGCAAGGACUUAAUUUUUAUGCCUUUUUUUUGUUUAGGAUGCUAGCAUAGUAUAAAUAAAUUACUCCUUGGGAGAUAGAUAAACCCCAUUCACACAAAUAAGCUGGAGAACUGAUUUCUUUUUAUUUUACUUCUUGAGGUAAAAGAACUUGGCAUUUUUAAUGUAGGUUCCAUUUGGACACCUAUAGAACUUCCUUAUAUUUAAUGUAGUGGUUGUCAAAAUAUCAAGGAGAAAGAAGUUUUCAAAUGAAAAAGAUAGUACCUACCUAACCCCUGGAAUUCUAUCUCAGCUCUCAUUUUCCAAGACCUAGCUGCAAUGUGGGCACCUAGGUUGUUUCACACGACAGAAGAUGAUGGAUCAGAACUCGCAUACAGAGUGUGUCUGCUGCCAGGGUUGGGAUACCCAAUGGGUCAGCCAGAAAUGCUUCUCGUGAAGAGAGGCUGUCCUUAUGGGCUGUGGCUUGGUAAAACCUCUACUUCAUCACUCAGAUCCUCCCUCUUCCUGGUACCUGUGCUGUCUAUCUAGGGUUUUCUUCUCAGUGUUAGUAUGACGAUGCUUCCUUUUGUAGCUGGGAGUUGUCUCUAAGUCAGCUGAAAGGCAGGGCUAUUCAAAUGUGAUGCUGUCUACACAGAUACUGUAGUUGUGUGUAGUGUGUACUUACAAUGCUCUGCUGAAUUAUAUGUACAUUUUAUCUUUAUAUAUACCAUUCAUCGCAAUUGUUGAAUACACAAAACGUGAUAAACUAUAACGAAAUCACAGAA